CUCCGCCAUUGCCAUCCUCCACCCCCAUCGGGACGAGCAUCUCACUCCCAAGCCGCGCAACAGAAAGCCGAGCUCCGGCAAGGGUCUCCGAGGAGCGAACCAUGGCGUCCAAGCCCGGCCCUCUCACCCGGUGGCCAUGGCACGACAUGGGAAACUACAAGUACGCGCUGGUGGCGCCGUGGGCGGCGUACAGCACCUACCGGUUCGCGGCUGCGAAGGCGAGGGGCGAGGAGGGGGACCUGCUCAGCUUCUUCGUGCUGCCCACGCUGCUCUUCCGCCUGCUCUACACCCAGCUGUGGAUCUCCGUGUCCCGCCACCAGACCGCCCGCUCCAAGCACCGCAUCGUCAGCAAGAGCCUCGACUUCGAGCAGGUCGACCGCGAGCGCAACUGGGACGACCAGAUCAUCCUGACGGCGCUGCUCUUCUACGUGGUGAACUCGGUGGCGCCGAUGACGCAGGGCCUGCCGUGGUGGAACCCCAAGGGGAUGGUGCUCACCGUGCUCCUCCACCUCGGCCCCGUGGAGUUCCUCUAUUACUGGUUCCACCGGGCGCUGCACCACCACUACCUCUACUCCCGGUACCACUCGCACCACCACGCGUCCAUCGUGACCGAGCCCGUCACCUCCGUCAUCCACCCGUUCGCGGAGGAGGCCGUCUACUUCGGCCUCUUCGCCAUCCCGCUCCUCUCCACGAUGGCCACCGGCAUGGCCUCCGUCGCCGUGGCCAACGGCUACCUCGUCUACAUCGACUUCAUGAACUACCUCGGCCACUGCAACUUCGAGCUCGUCCCCAAGCUCCUCUUCGACCUCUUCCCGCCGCUCAAAUACCUCAUGUACACGCCAUCGUUCCACUCGCUGCACCACACGCAGUUCAGGACCAACUACUCGCUGUUCGUGCCCUUCUACGACUACGUGUACGGCACCAUGGACAAGUCGAGCGACGACCUGUACGAGCGCACGCUGCACGGCCGGGAGGAGGCCCCCGACGUCGUCCACCUCACCCACCUCACCGCGCCGGGCUCCCUCCUCCACCUCCGCCUCGGCUUCGCCUCCCUCGCCUCCGCGCCGCUCGACUCGCGCCCCCCGUUGGCGCUGGCGUGGGCACUGGCGAUGGUGGAGCGGCCGCUCGCCGCGCUGGCUUCGCUGCUGGGCCGGACGGCGUUCCGGUGCGAGGCCAACAGGAUGGGCAAGCUCAGCACCGAGACAUGGGUCGUCCCCAGAUACACCUCCGAGUACACGUCGAAGAAGGAUGGGCACGCGGUGAGCCGGGUGGUGGAGCGGGCGGUGGCGGACGCGGAGGCAAGCGGCGCCGCGGUGCUCACGCUGGGGCUGCUGAAUCAGGGCUACGAGCUGAACCGGAACGGGGAGCUGUACGUGAUCAGGAAGCCUGGCCUGAAGACCAAGAUCGUCGACGGGACGAGCCUCGCCGUCGCCGCCGUGCUCCACAUGGUGCCUCGCGGCGCCAGGGACGUGCUCCUCCUGGGGAAGGAGUGCAAGGUGGUGUCCGUGCUGGCCCAGGCCCUCUGCGAACGCGACAUUCAGAUUCGGGUGGUGGACGCGGAUCUGCACGAGGCGCUGGGGCAGCAGAUCAGCCCGGAGCUCCGGGGCCGCCUGGCCCUGUCAUGCAGCUACAGCAGCAAGGUGUGGCUGGUUGGCGACGGGCUGACGGCGCGGGAGCAGGAGAAGGCGACGCCGGGCACCCACUUCGUGCCCUACUCCCAGUUCCCGGUCACCGCCGGCGGCGACGCCCGCGCCGACUGCGUGUACCACAGCACCCCCGCGCUCGUGGCGCCGGAGUCGUACGAGAACCUCCACGCCUGCGAGAACUGGCUGCCGAGGCGGGUGAUGAGCGCGUGGCGCGCGGCGGGGAUCGUGCACGCGCUGGAGAGGUGGCCCGGGCACGAGUGCGGCGACGCGGUCACCGGCGUCGACAAGGCGUGGCGCGCCGCCCUGGCGCACGGCUUCCGCCCCUACGACGCCGCCGCCGUCCGCCACGCGGCGAACGGAGCAGCCAAACCCGGCCAAGCGCGCGCUGAUGCCAACUGAACCGACCGAUCGCCGCCGCUCUGGAACCAGAUGUAGUACCACUAUCGUGUCUCGACGAUGCUUUGCUACCAGUAGUAAUCUUCUCGCAAAAUAAUCCUCUCGCGUUUAUGUCUGUCAUCAUCAGUAGCUUCAACUGAUGAACACGGUUAUGAAUGAGAUCAGGCUAUCUGUUCGACA
Molecule: messenger RNA, 2222 nt
Organism: Triticum urartu
Lineage: Eukaryota; Viridiplantae; Streptophyta; Magnoliopsida; Poales; Poaceae
Product: very-long-chain aldehyde decarbonylase GL1-6
Biological process (GO): lipid biosynthetic process
Molecular function (GO): iron ion binding; oxidoreductase activity
Source: RefSeq, a predicted model, not a curated record